AUGCCCCCAAGGCUACCGUUUGCGCAGGCGGCGCAAUGCUGCGCUGCGGCAAUUGGUGCGCCAGCACGACCAACAACAAGUCUGGUCUCCCUCUUUGCCGCCCUCUCAGUGCAGACACGUUGCGCAUCGAUCCUCGCUAGCCUUUCCGACAACAAGGGCGCCUACCACAAGCGCAUUCGGAGAGGUCGCGGUCCCUCUUCCGGUUACGGCAAGACGGCAGGUCGCGGUCACAAGGGUCAGAAACAGCAUGGGAAGGUGAAGCCGUGGUUUCAGGGUGGCCAGACUCCGCUCAUCGUCAGCCAUGGUCGGCAUGGCUUCGUCAACCACCGCGCCCCAGAAAUGAUGGAAUUGAACCUCGACAGUCUCCAAGCCUGGAUCGACGCCGGCCGCAUCGACCCCACCAAGCAAAUCACACCUCGCGAAAUCAUUCGGUCGGGCGUGGUCGGGAGGUCGAUCAAAGACGGCAUCAAGCUCCUCGCUCGCGGCGGAGACAAACUAAAGACGCCUAUUGACAUAAUAGUGUCUCGGGCGUCAGCCUCUGCGAUCAAGGCGGUCGAGGACGCCGGCGGCAAGAUCAUUACCCGGUACUACACAAAGGAGGCCAUCAGGCGACUGGUCAAGGGAGAGAGUGUCAACACGGACAAGCCGCUCCCCGUGGGACCGGAGCACGUCGAGGAGGUGCUGGCCGAGGCGAAGGCUUCCAAGAAACACUACUACCGCCUGCCCGAUCCGACAAGCCGUGAGGAUAUCGAGUACUACCGGGAUCCGGCGCACCGGGGCUACCUCAGCCACAUGCUGCAGCCGGGCGAGUCGCCGAGUUUGUACUUCAAGGUGCCCGGCACCAAGCCACCGGCAAAGCGCAAAACCCAGGAGGAGGCCGAUCCAGAGGCCGCGAGGUUGUUUUAG
Molecule: messenger RNA, 906 nt
Organism: Parathielavia appendiculata
Lineage: Eukaryota; Fungi; Ascomycota; Sordariomycetes; Sordariales; Chaetomiaceae
Product: ribosomal protein L15
Exons: 2
Coding region: 1-906 (301 amino acids)
Biological process (GO): translation
Cellular component (GO): mitochondrial large ribosomal subunit
Molecular function (GO): structural constituent of ribosome
Source: RefSeq, a predicted model, not a curated record